Messenger RNA from Phoenix dactylifera (date palm), 1037 nucleotides. Its product is annotated as PRA1 family protein B1. Lineage: Eukaryota; Viridiplantae; Streptophyta; Magnoliopsida; Arecales; Arecaceae. The record is from RefSeq and is a predicted model, not a curated record. Gene Ontology annotation, cellular component: endoplasmic reticulum; Golgi apparatus. Gene Ontology annotation, biological process: vesicle-mediated transport.
CCCCCACCCCCCCAUAAAUUAACCACGCCCUCCUCCUCCCCAAAACUCUCGCCAGAAUCCCGCCCAGAUCGCCGGCACCGCGAUGAUGGCCUCCACCCCGGCCCCGACCCCCCUCCCCAUCUCUAAUUCCCAGUCCGGCGCCGCCGCCGCCCCCUCCUCCGGCGCUUCCGGCACUGGCGCCGCCCCGAUCGCCACGCCGGCUUUCCGCCUCUUUCUGUCCCGCCUCUCCGACUCCGUCAGCAGAUCCCUCUCCAACCGCCGCCCCUGGUCGGAGCUCGUCGACCGCUCCGCCUUCUCCCGCCCGGACUCUCUCUCCGACGCCUCCUUGCGCGUCCGCAAGAACUUCGCCUACUUCCGCGUCAACUACAUCGCCCUCCUCGCCGCCGUCCUCGCCCUCUCCCUUCUCUCCCAUCCCUUCUCCCUCCUCGUCCUCUUCGGCCUCCUCGCCGCCUGGUGCUUCCUCUACCUGUUCCGCCCCGCCGAUCCGCCUCUCGUCCUCUUCGGCCGCACCUUCUCCGACCGCGAGACCCUUGGCGCUCUCGUCCUCCUCUCCGUCUUCGUCAUCUUCCUCACCUCCGUCGGAUCCCUCCUCAUCUCCGCCCUCAUGGUCGGCGUCGCCAUCGUCUGCGCCCACGGCGCCUUCCGCGUGCCCGAGGACCUCUUUCUCGACGACCAGGAGCCCGGCGGCGCCGCUGCGGGGCUCCUCUCCUUCCUCGGAGGGACCGCUUCGUCCGCCACCGCCGCCGCCGGCCCCGCCGUCGCCGCCGUCGCCGCGCGCGUCUGAUGGUGAUGCCGAUCUGGUGGUGAGGCCAUGAGAUUUCUUUUGUCUUCGUUACCUUUCUUUCUUUGUAGGGGGAGAAAAAAAAAUCAUUGAUCUAAGCUUUGUUCGAAUGUGGUUCUUUCAGUACUAUAUAUGCACACAAAUCGUAAUAUAAAAUUCUGGAUUCUUGUAAGUUUUUAGUUGAUGAGUGCGUACGAUAUCUGUCUGUUGAAAGAAUAAAUCUGAUAUGUUCUUGAAUUCAUACUGUCUUUUUUCU